CAUGCCUCUCUCCUCUGUGAGUUGUGUCUUGGUCCUGUCUUUCUCCCUGCUAUGUCCGGCCUAUGGCUGGCCACGACGGAGGCAGCUGGGCCUCCGCCCCCCUCCUGUCCGUCCCGGAGUGAGGCCGGCUGAAGAUAUGUGGUUCAAGGAGCAGAAACUGGACCACUUCUCUGACAGCGACCACCGGACCUGGUCCCAGCGCUACUUCGUCAACGACACUCUGUGGGAGCGGAAAUCGGGGCCUGUCUUCCUCAUGCUUGGCGGGGAGGGACCGGCGGAUCCCGAAUGGCUCAGUACCGACACCGAGAUCAUGAUCAAUGCGGCCAAGUUCGGAGCCUUCGUCAUCCUCCUGGAGCACAGGUUCUAUGGAGAGAGCCACCCGACACCUGACACAUCCCUCGAGAACCUGGUCUAUCUCUCCAGCUGACAAGCUCUGCGGGACGCCGUCUAUUUCAAGGAGUACAUGGUGACUCUGCACAACAUGACGGAUGCCAACAAAUGGGUUUCGUUUGGAGGGUCUUACUCUGGAGCUCUGUCUGGUUGGCUGCGCAUGUUCUACCCUGAGACCGUAGCUGGCGCAGUCGCCACCAGUGGGCCCGUCCAGGCCGAACUCAACUUCUACCAAUACCUUGAGGUGGCCGGAGCGUCACUGGCAACUACCAAGAACGGACAACAGUGUGUCGAUGCACUGCAGAAUGCCACGCUAAUCCUGGGGACUAUGUUGGCGGACAAGGCCCUGUGGCCGAUGGUGGAGAAGAUGUUUAACGUGUCUUCUUCUAUUCAGAAUCAGGACGACGUGGCUCUAGUUGCGGACACUCUGGUUGGAAAUUUUGCAGAGUGUGUUCAGUACAACAGGGACAAUAUCUUCCCGUUCACCAUCGACGACCUGUGUGAUGUAAUGGUGAACGCUAGUCUCGGGUCUCCACUGGAGCGCUAUGCGGCUGUGAAUGACGACUUCAACUUUGAUUUGCCCAUCGAUGCAAAUUUCUCCGCGCAGGUGGAGGAAAUGCGAGGGACAUCUUGGAACUCUUCGGCGGUGGAUGAAGGCAUGAGGCAGUGGAUCUACCAGACCUGCACAGAGUUUGGUUACUACCAGACCACAGACUCUGCCAAACAGCCAUUCGGCGACUUGAUAACACUUGCCUCCCAGCUCAAAACUUGCUCAGAAGUGUACGGUCUCUCUCCCGACAGUGUAAACAGUGCAGUUAUUGCCACCAACAAACACUACGGAGGGAGAGUCAACAUACCCAGAAACGCGACAAACAUAGUUUUCCCAAACGGUUCCAUUGAUCCAUGGCAUGCACUGGGUGUUCUGGAGUCGACCGGUUCCCUGGUGGCAGUUUUCAUUAACGGGACUGCACACUGUGCCAACAUGUACCCUCCGUCCCCCAAAGACCUCCCUGGCCUCGUGAAGGCCAGAGCCAUUAUUACUGCCACCAUACAAGAAUGGCUCUAAGCACUACAUGAAGUGUGCAUUGGACUCGAUUUACUAGAUAUAAUGCUGUAGUAUGCGUACAGAACUUCCUUUUUGAAAAUUCACGUGUGCUUUCUGUUUGCAUAGGAAUGCUGACCUCAUGGGUUACCUGCGCAUGCGCUCAAUUCGUUGGGGGUCUAGUGCCGUAGUGAUAUGUACGUAGCUAGCAGACAUGCAGCCAGAGAAAGUCAAGUCUGGCUAUGCCUGUCUUUUGCUUAUGUUUCAUCUCACAUGGGCGAAAUACAGCGCAUCAUGCCGUACAAUCACCGUUACCGAUUCUCUGAAUCUGCAACAGGCCAUAGAGCGACUACUGACGACGGACGACGGGAACGGAACAGUUAUCAACUGCACCAGUAUCGAGGUACCUCCCGGAGAACACAUCCUAUCGUCUCAAACACUGUUUACUGCUGAGGUGGGAGCCGUAGAGAUCCGCGGUCCGUCCGGGAAAGGAAACGCUUCUGUUAUGUGUCACUACGACGUGGAGUCUAAUUACACAUGGUACUUCGGCGAGGUGACGUCAGUGAAGAUUAACAACAUACAGUUUCACGAGUGCCCCAGACCCCUCAGGAUUGAUACAGUUGCUGAUGUGGAAUUAACUAACUGUUCGUUCAGGUACUUUACGGAAGCAGUGUUGGAUAUGUUCAACUGCCACAACGUAAGACUCAGCAGUGUGACAAUAGAACACAAUCGGGGCUCUGGGAUAUCAGACGUUAGUUACAGGGGCAACACUGGAGGGGCCUCGUUUGGCUACAACAAUGUCCCGCAGAGAUUCAACGCUCUAUAUCUCAGCAUCUCAGACUCAGUUUUCAGAAACAACAGUGCCACGGGUUUUCUUACCAGUACCGAGGCCUUUUCCCGCAGGGUCUACACCGGUAGGGGAGGAGCAGUGGGUGUUUUUGCAAAUGAGUCCCGUACCAACAUCAGCGUGGUUCUCUCUAACUGUCUCUUUGAAGCUAACUCUGCUCGAUCAUUUGGAGGGGCAGUGUAUAUACUACCAGGAGGCAGAACUAGUAGUCACAAUGUGCAGGUCCUGGAUUCCCGGUUUGUGUCCAAUGAAGCUGGCACUAGUGGCGGAGGACUGCAAGUGACAUUCCCCACUGCAGGACCAAGAAACAGUCCACAUCUGGUGACGUUUGUUAACUGUAGCUUCACCAAUAAUACUGCACCCUUCAACGGUGGCGGAAUGUACAUUAGCUCAAUAAGACGUGGUGCAGUCGGAAAUAGUGUUGAUAUUCAGAGCUCCAACUUUACCGGCAAUAAUGCAACCUAUGGUGGGGCACUGGUGUUGAAGUCAUUUGCUUUCUCUCUCGACAAUUCAUCUCUUGCAAACCAUCAAGUCAGCGACUGUAUGUUUGUGAGGAACUCUGGAGUCAGCGGUGUAGUAAGUGUUUGGUUUGUCUCUGCCUACUUCAGAGGUUCAAACAAUCUCACUGAAAACUACGGAAAUGCUCUCCAGGUGAUUGGCUCAGUUGUGCACCUGUCUGGUCAAAUGACUUUUUUAAACAACAGUGGUGAAGAUGACUCGGCAUUUCAACUGCUCUCAUUCUCCCAGGCAGUGCUGGGCACUGGACUUAUCAUUAGCUUUAUAGGAAACUCAGGAAGGUUUGGAGCAGGGAUAUAUGUGGAGAACCAGUAUGACUCGGCGGUGGGGGGCAGCUAUCCUUCAGCCUGCUUCCUGAGGCACGAGGAGUACAAGGCUCCAGAAGAAUGGGAAGAUAUCACAGUGAGAUUCUCAGAGAACAGGGCAAUUCUGGCCUCCAAUUUGUACCUGUCCCGCCUCGACUGGGAGGCCUGCUCAUCUUCCUUCCACUAUACCUUCAAGUUUUUGAAAAACAGGGAUGACAUCAUCAGCUGGCCAAUAUGGGAGCUAGGAGACUCCAAUGUCAAUACUGGUUAUUCUGAUCCCACCUCCCCUCGCCUGGCUGUGCAGACUUCUGUGAAGACGCUCAUCACUGGAAACACAACUGUGAGGGCUUGGCCUGGUCUCAGAUACACAAUAGUGAUGGCAGGGAUCGACCAGUACAAUACCUCCACUACUGCACUGGCAAGACUCCACUUCAGGCCUAACAAUGCCACCCAGGGUAUAGGCAUCAGGUUUACUCCUGAGGUGAUCAUAAUCGGACCAGACCCCACUUCUGGACUACUGACUAAGCACUUCACCGUCUACCAUGAAAUCGAGAACAUCUCGUCAAAAACUAUAGCUGGGCCACUUGGACAUGUGAUACUUCAAUCGCUAGAUACCACUACCAUUGAAGUAGGGUCAGCCAAGUUUGUUUUGGAGGGCGUCCUUUGUCCUGCUGGCUACACACUACUCACUGACAGCACAAAGUCCUCCACAUGUGGAUGUGAUGAGGACAUUCCCGAGGUUUUACUGUGUAAAGAGGACCAGGAGACUGUGGUAAUUAAGCCAGGUAAAUGGGGUGUCUAUGUUCCUACAAAUAAAGGGCCUAACAUGGAGUUCUACACAUGCCCUGCUGGCUACUGCAGCUGCAGGCGUGAUCCUGAGAUCAGUAAUGACACCUGUAUCUACUCCUACGUCCACAGUGAUCCUGAUCUCCAGUGUAGCUGUGGCAGGACAGGUAUUUUGUGUGGAGAGUGCAGCUCUAAAGGAGAGGGGGUUAGUGCCCUAUUGAAUGAGUGUGUUUCGUGCUCCAACAUUUCAGCACUUCUCAUACUUGCUCUGGUUCUGGCCGACGUUGCUGUGCUGCUGGCUAUCACAGUCCUCAAUCUUCCACUUCCCUCCUGGAUAAUUCCCUUCAUUAUCUACAUUCAGCUUGCACCCAUAGUGGGAUUGUAUUUUCCGCCUAGUUUUAUACAAGUCGGAAAAUAUCUCUACUAUGUAGCCAGUGCAUCAAGUUUCUACUUUGUCUAUGACUUUUGUCUCUACGGUGGUCUCAGCCCAGAAAUGGCCUACUUCCUCCGCUAUCUUCCUCUGCUACUGGCCAUCGUUACUUGUGUACCUGUUCUCAUCUGUAGGUCGACUCGUGUGGUUUCCAAGCGUAGGCCACCCAGCAGCCAUGGUGUGUGGUCAGUGGUGCUGCUCAUGUACACAAACAUUGUGCACACAGCUCUCACUGUCCUACAUUGCCACAAUAUCACUAACACUCAAGGAGACUCUUCAGCUCGCUGGUUUGUGAAUGGUAACCAGGAGUGUUUUGCCGGCAGUCACAUUCUGUUGGCUCUGGUGUCUAUGGUUGUAGUGGUGGCGGCAGGAGGACUCAUACCUGUCUGUUUCAUUCUGUCCUUGGGUCACUCAAACAAGUUUCCAAAGAGUGUGAGACCGCUGCGAGAGGCCCUGAUGGAGCACUAUAGUGAGAGGUGUAGGUGGUGGUCAGCUGUAGACCUGGCCAGGAGAUUCCUCUUCCUCCUCCUGGUCGUGGUACUGCCUGGGAAUCAGGUGGUCCCAGUCCUGCUCUUGGCUCUCUUCGCAACUCUCUACAUCUAUGUUCAGCCAUACCGACUGAAAUUUACAAACCUGAUUGAGUCUGCCAUCAACGUCAACUUCCUGCUUCUGCUAAUCCUCAAUACAACUGCCUUCUUCCGCGAGGACUACCUCACAUUCCCUGCCCCUCCGGAGGUUCAGUCCAGUAAUGCCACUUCAAGCUGCACUCACAGUGUCAGCGGUGUAGCAACAGUCUCCUGGAUACUAAUGCCCUUCUAUUACCUCCCUCUGGCCAUACUCUGUAUGGUGCUCGGGCUUAAACUCUUUUUAUACGUCAGGUAUGAUAAUCAGUAUGUAAACACGACAGCACCUGGUGUUGUUACAAGUGUCUUUUCUACACAAUAAGUGGAUUUACUGGCAUGAUUUGGCAAGACUAUCUCGCUCCCAAGAGUGUAACGAACAGCUUGGGAUUGUCACAAAUGGAUAACGUUGAGCAUUAUUAAGGGAAUCCCUUGGUAUGAUAUUGUGUAGGCUGGGGAAUGAGUGACCUCCUGGUCUGCGUAAAAUAGCUAUAAUAUGCCCAGGCUCCCUUCACAUUAUUAUAGGUUACAGUAUGGAAAUGAGAUUAUAGCUGCUGCCUUUUGCAGGUACAGGAGGAAGGUCAGACUGGGUGACUCUCAGGAAGGUGAUAGACAGAUAAUCAUUCAGGGUGACGGGACGGACAGUGGCAGCUCAGUGGUCUACACCAAGUGGGAUGUUGAACUGAGUACUGACGGGUUCCUUCAUCUCCACUCACAGCCACAACUGGAAGACUCCUGAUGAUUGUUUAACUGUCAUUUUAGAGUUUUGAAAUCAAGCCUUGUGUGUGGUGGAAGGCGGGAAAAGGGUGGGGCUGGUUCCGCGCAAGGCCGGGGCGCGCGCGCCUGCGAUCAAGCAGGGGUUCUCGCGAUCUUACCGACUACCCUUCCUGGCUAUUCAAAGUCUGACUCCUCUAGAGAAAGAGCUGGAUAUAUAAUUAUAGGCAGGUAAUGAAUGUCAUGAGAUUACUGAUGCUGAUGGCUCUUGGUUCUUCAUUGAUUUCCAUGGGCAAUGUCAAGAGAAGACUUGGUGUAAGUUCCUGGGCCGUACGCUGCCCUACAUCUGAAGACAGGGUUUGUUGGCAGCACAAGAGAAGAAAAGAGGAACUUUAAUCAGCGCAAGAUAUGUAAGGACAAGUGGCAAUGGACAGAUGGCAAUAGAGACCUAUGGUGGUCCUGUGAGGCUGCUCAAAUCUCACUCUGGAGCACAUGGCACUGAAACAAGUUUCCAGGGCUAGGGGCCCACAGCCAACUGCUAGCUCGUGGACUUAGUGGGUUCUCAACUAUAGCAGGAAGCUUUUGUUCUUUGCCAAUGUCCCGACAGGUCUGUCUGCCCACCCAUCCUCACAAGUUGACUCAAGACACAAUGCUUGCUCAAUAUAACAUUAGAAAUACACGUAAUCCACUUGCAAAAAUGAACACAUGGUAUUAUGUUGUGC
Geodia barretti is the source of this 6372-nucleotide messenger RNA. The record is from the annotation of a GenBank genome assembly. NCBI's taxonomy places the organism in Eukaryota, Metazoa, Porifera, Demospongiae, Tetractinellida, Geodiidae.